AUGGCGGAAGAGAAAAAAUCAAGAAAACCUGGAGGUUCAGCUUUCAAACAACAAAAAUUACGAGCGUGUCAACCGAUUAUAACUCCAAAAACAAUUUUUCCAUUAUUUUUUAUUAUUGCAAUAAUAUUUACUCCUUUGGUUUAUGUUAAAAGUUUAGAUACUGAUCAAUUAAAAGGGAAUGAUCUUUCUUUAAAUCAUCUUGAAAAAGGUGGAUGUGAAAGUAUGGCACAAAUUGAUGGAAUUAUUAUUUAUCCUUGUGGAUUAAUUGCCAAUUCUUUAUUUAAUGCUAAAUAUUCUCCAACUAAAUAUAAUUUAACUCAAAUUAGACCUCCACCAAAUUGGAUAUUAAGAUAUCCUAAUGGUACUUACACUUCAGAAUUUCCUCCCAUAAAUCCUAAGGAUGAUGAACAUUUUCAAGUUUGGAUGCAUGCCGCGGGAUUACCGAUUUUUAGAAAAUUAUAUGGUAAAAAUGAAACUCAAGGAUUAGAAAUUGUAAAAGGUUAUGAAGGUACAAAAGCAUUAGUAAUUUCAACAAUAUCUCCUAUAGGUGGUAAAAAUCCUUUCUUAGGAUGCGCUUACAUAAUUGUUGGAUGUAUUUCUGGAAUACUUGGUGUUUUAUUUACUAUUAAACAUUUUAUGCAUUCUAAGAGACUUGUAAAAAAAAGAUGGAAAAAAAAACCGAUUGAAUGA
This is a messenger RNA of Diversispora eburnea, 690 nucleotides long. The record is from the annotation of a GenBank genome assembly. NCBI's taxonomy places the organism in Eukaryota, Fungi, Glomeromycota, Glomeromycetes, Diversisporales, Diversisporaceae.